Messenger RNA from Macrosteles quadrilineatus (aster leafhopper), 2727 nucleotides. RefSeq lists its product as uncharacterized. The transcript has a single exon. Bases 1 to 2727 code for a protein of 908 amino acids. Gene Ontology annotation, molecular function: nucleic acid binding; zinc ion binding. The record is from RefSeq and is a predicted model, not a curated record. Lineage: Eukaryota; Metazoa; Arthropoda; Insecta; Hemiptera; Cicadellidae.
AUGGCUACCAGAUCAAUUUCACUCUCAAACUUCAACAAAUCAACCCUUCUCAUACAAAAUUCUUUUGAAAAGAUUCUCAAAUCUGUACAAGAGCUUGAAACACUUUCCCCCUCAAUCUUGUCAGUGAUACAAAUCAGAACUUUAAACAACUUCUCGAACCAGUUAGAAAAGAAACAUGAAGCCUAUGAAAAUUACCUGGAAAGAGCCUUGGAACAUAUAUCAGAAGAAUUAGAUUUGGAUGCAGUAAGUGACACUGAAGACAAACUGCGACUGCUAUUCGUCGAAGCCAAGUCUCGGAUUGAAGCCCUUCUCCAACAGCAGCCGCAAGAUGUUCCAGAAGAAAGUAAAGAUUCAACAAGAAUUAGUGACAUCUCAGCUUCAUCAUCUGCUCAUGUAAGACUCCCAAAACUAGACCUCAUCACGUUUGAUGGUUCUCCUCUACAGUGGGUAAGUUUCAUCAACUUAUUUGACACUAGCAUCCAUCUGAAUGAAAGCAUUUCAAACGUCACUAAAUUUCAAUAUCUUCUCAGCGUGCUCAAAAAUGAACCACUAAAUCUCGUAAAAGCUUUCAGUAUCACUUCAGCCAAUUACUCAAUUGCCUAUCAGCUCCUCAGAGACAGAUACCACAACACCCGAAGGUUAACUACACUUCACCUCAACAAACUGAUCGACCUACCGGACAUUUCCUCUACCUCAAACAAAUGUCUCAGAACGUUCCUCAACUUGUUUUAUGAACACACAGAAGCACUUAAAGCUCUUGACUGUGACAUUACUUCUAACUCUAACCCUCUGUUGUCCACCAUACUCUUACGAAAACUAGACAAUGACCUUCUAAAACAACUAGAGGCUUUUAGAAUUAAUAUAAAAUGCGAAACACAUUCUCUACCAGAAGUAGUCGAAAUAGUCAAGUUUCUUAAUCAAGAGUGUAACCAAAUGGAAGACGCUGUGUUACAUACCAAGUUUGCUCAAAGUACGAACAACCACAAUUCAAAUUUUAAACCCAAAUCUUUCACAUCCAAGCCCUCUUUCAUUCAAGCUCAGAAAGUUACAAUGGUCUCUACUCCAACUCCAUCAAAUCAAGACAACUCAAAAAAUCCUUUCUCAUUUCCCUGCUUUGUCUGCUCAUCAACUGGCCACAAGGUUUAUGCUUGUCCUAGCUUUCUCUCUCUUUCUUCAAAUGAACGUUUUAAAACCGUAAAGGACAACAACAGAUGUGUCUCUUGCCUCGGAAAACAUGAUGUUAAAACAUGUAAUUCUAAAGCAUCUUGCUUCAAAUGCCACAAACGUCAUCACACCUUACUUCAUUUUGAACAUGACAAGACAUCUCAAGGUUCUACAUCAUCACAACCAUCAACCACUCAUGUUUCGAAUGAAAAACCUACCGUAUCUCUUUGCUCACAGGAAGCCAGUCCUGCUAAUCAAAUCCCUAAAACUGUAAUUUUAGGCACAACACUGGUUAAAGUUACUGCUCAAAAUAACGUUUCUCAUGUGUUCAGAGCAUUGAUUGAUAGUGGCAGCAUGUGUGAUUUUAUUAGUGAAAAAGCUGCUCAACUACUGAAUGCACCUCGUUUCAAAUCCAACUUACAAGUAGUUGGUCUUUCUCAAUCUCCAACUCUCACAAAGGGUAUUGUGAACCUCACUGUUAACACACUGGCAGGAAAAUUAGUUGCAUCCAACCAUGAAGUGCACAUACUUGAUAAAAUAUCUGUCAAUCUCCCUAGAUCUCAAAUAUCACAAAGAGUUCUAUUGAAAGUAAAACCUUACCCCCUUGCUGAUCCCAGCUUCCACUUAUCAGGGCCCAUUGACAUGCUGAUCGGAGCUUCUCUCUUCCCUCUUCUUUUAACGAAUGAAAACUAUUCUCUCGGCCCUAACAUGCCUAACAUGAUGGGAACUCACUUUGGCUUUGUUGUUAUGGGGAAUGCACCUUGUUCAACCGAUUCCCAGCCUGCCAACACUCCAUCCAUCUCUCUGCUCUCAACGGUUGACAACGAAUUGCAUAACUCUCUACAGAAAUUUUGGAAAUUAGAGGAAUUAUCUGUACCCUCAAAGAUAUCGGUUGAAGAGCAACAGUGUGAAGAUGUGUUUAAAGCUACCCACUCUAGGGACGAAAAUGGCCGUUAUUUAGUUCAGCUACCAUUUAAAGAAAAUCAUCCACCUUUAGGAUCUUCCAAACUCAUCGCAGAACGACGUUUUCACUCACUUGAACGACGUUUUACACUCUCUCCUGAUUUGUAUAAAGCUUACUCUGACAAUAUAAAUGAACACAUCUCUCAAGGUCAUAUGGUAAAACUACCUCAUCUAGAUAUCAACUCUCCUCACUAUUUCUUGCCACACCAUGCAGUUGUGAAACCAUCCAGUACCUCAACUAAACUCCGAAUCGUUUAUGAUGCAAGCUGCAAAACCAGCUCUGGAAUUUCCCUCAAUGAAUCUCUCAUGACCGGCCCUAAAUUACAGACCAACAUUUGUGAUAUAUUGCUACAUUUCAGAAUACACAAUAUCGUUUUCACUUGCGAUAUUCGCCAAAUGUAUCUUCAAAUCUUAAUCAAACCUUCCGAUCAACUGUUCCAACUCGUCUUGUGGCGUGACAAUCCCUCUGAAGAUAUAUCCACAUACAAACUCACUCGAGUGACUUUUGGAGUAAAUAGCUCACCCUACUUAGCGAUUCGUACCCUCCACCAGUUAGCUGAAGACGAAGGUAAAGACUUCCCUGAAGCAGCAAAUGUCUAG